Tupaia belangeri chinensis (Chinese tree shrew) is the source of this 1510-nucleotide messenger RNA. It is a transcript of the gene DDAH2, whose product is annotated as DDAH family member 2, ADMA-independent. The transcript is spliced from 7 exons. The record is from RefSeq and is a predicted model, not a curated record. Lineage: Eukaryota; Metazoa; Chordata; Mammalia; Scandentia; Tupaiidae. The coding region runs from base 298 to 1155 and encodes 285 amino acids.
CCUCGGGAAGCCCAGCCCCGUCCCGCUUAGACAAUGCCCCGGAGCCGCCAGACCGUCGCGCCCCCGCCCCAUCGUAAUACGUGAGCUCGCCCACCCAGGGACCCCUCAAAAGCCAGAGCUCCCAGUUCCCGAGGCUUGAAGACUAAGACUCCACCACCAACUCUGUCUUCAGGGUAGGGGUGGAGCCCUAGGGGAGAUCACAGCGCGGCAGCAGAGGGGGUGGCUGCUGGAGACAGGCGAAGUAAGAGAAAACUAAGAGAGAUCAGCGUGGCCGGAGGGGCCGUCCGUGUGGAUGGGAUGGGGACGCCGGGGGAGGGGCUGGGCCGCUGCUCCCAUGCCCUGAUCCGGGGGGUCCCAGAGAGCUUGGCGUCGGGGGAGGGGGCGGGAGCUGGCCUCCCGGCUCUGGACCUGGCCAAAGCUCAAAGGGAGCACGGGGUCCUGGGGGGUAAACUGAGGCAACGACUGGGGCUGCAGCUGCUAGAACUGCCUCCUGAGGAGUCACUACCGCUGGGACCGCUGCUCGGUGACACGGCCGUGAUUCAAGGGGACACGGCCCUAAUCACGCGGCCCUGGAGCCCGGCCCGCAGGCCGGAGGUCGAUGGAGUCCGCAAAGCCCUCCAGGACUUGGGGCUCCGAAUUGUGGAGGUAGGGGACGAGAACGCGACGCUGGAUGGCACCGACGUUCUCUUCACCGGCCGGGAGUUUUUCGUAGGCCUGUCCAAGUGGACCAACCACCGAGGGGCAGAGAUAGUGGCCGACACGUUCCGGGACUUCGCGGUCUCCACCGUGCGGGUCUCGGGCCCCUCCCACCUGCGCGGCCUCUGCGGCAUGGGGGGACCCCGCACGGUGGUGGCAGGCAGCAGCGACGCCGCGCAAAAGGCUGUCCGGGCGAUGGCCACACUGACAGAUCACCCGUACGCGUCCCUGACUCUCCCAGACGAUGCAGCUGCCGACUGUCUCUUUCUGCGUCCUGGACUGCCCAGCGCACCCCCAUUCCUCCUGCACAGGGGAGGUGGGGACCUGCCCAACAGCCAGGAGGCCCUGCAGAAGCUCUCCGAUGUCACCCUGGUACCCGUGUCCUGUUCAGAACUGGAGAAGGCUGGGGCCGGGCUCAGCUCCCUCUGCCUGGUGCUCAGCACACGCCCCCACAGCUGAGGGCCUGGCCUUGGGGUCCCGGCUGGCCAGGGGGAGGGCAGCAUUAGGAGGAGAAGCGGAAGGAGGGUUAGGUGUAGGAUGAUGAGUAGGCAGUAGUGGGGAGAGGGCCCCCAGAUGGGGGGAGGGCAUAGUGUGGGGAAGGAUAGGGGCCACUGGGUGAGUCCUCUCUGGCAGAAUCAAUAAAAUAGAAUUGACCUUUUAGAGUGGACUGUGGCUGGUGUCUUACAGGGGCAGAGGAAUGGGGUAGGGCUGAAACUUAAGGUUGGGGUCAGUAUUGGGAAGGAAGCUUCUUCCAUUUAAAAAAACACCUUUAGGACUGGCAGGUGGCAUGGUGGUUAAGGCGGCUGGAUUCCCA